Lutra lutra (Eurasian river otter) is the source of this 3309-nucleotide messenger RNA. RefSeq names its product ankyrin repeat domain 34B (gene ANKRD34B). The transcript has 6 exons. Gene Ontology annotation, molecular function: protein binding. The record is from RefSeq and is a predicted model, not a curated record. NCBI's taxonomy places the organism in Eukaryota, Metazoa, Chordata, Mammalia, Carnivora, Mustelidae. The coding region runs from base 807 to 2351 and encodes 514 amino acids.
UUCAGAGACAGACUUUGGCCCCGGGGUCCCAACAGACUUUGGCCCCGCCGCCCCCACCUGCCGCGCAGCUGGGAACCGGCGCGUCACUCCCAGCGGAAACGCCGCACCGCCCGGGCGUCUGGCGAGGUGCGCGCCUCCCGGCCCCCGCUCCGACGCUUCGCGGCUCCCGGCCCGCCGCCCCCCUCUCUCAGCUGAGCAGGGGCGUGGACAGGGCAGCACCUACCGGGAUCCGUGACUCCAACCGCCGAAGAGACCCCGAAGACAAGCCAGCCCGGACGGCAGCCCGGCGGAGACUGGCGCGGAGGGUCCGAGGCUACCCGUGGGUGGGAGGCGCCGACGCCGACUUGACAGCGCGUCCCAGCACCACGGACUUGCUCGCUCUCGCUCUCAGGACAAACUGAGGAAACAAGCUUGGUUCCCGGAGCCGGCGGGGACUGUGGAGACGCUACCAGAAUCCUCAACAGCUUGGAAAUCCGAUCACCUUGGCUCCCCGAGACUUGGAGGUACUCAGAACAGAACCCUAUUCUGUGGGAAGCUGGUAUCCAAGAAGCAAGGAAACAGAAGAGAAACCUGAAGGAAAGGACACAGGAAGAUCUAAUUAAGUCCUGUAGGAACUGACAGCUGGCUGACAAAAAAACUCAUCCAGGGAGAGAAAAGGCAUAAAUGAAGUAUGAAAUUUUGAAUAACGUUUUCAGCUCUUUUCAGAUGCUUUGCAUUCACAAUAGACGUCUGGUGGGAUCCAAGCUGUCAACCAAUCCUAUAUUCCUAAGGUCUCAAAUUGCAGGUAUUGAUUCUGACUUUUGAAGAUGGAUGAAGGUGUAGAAAUUUCAAGUGAUGGAAAUUCCCUCAUCAAAGCAGUCCAUCAGAGCCGGCUUCGCCUCACAAGACUCUUGCUAGAAGGUGGUGCCUACAUUAACGAGAGCAAUGACCGUGGGGAAACACCUUUAAUGAUCGCUUGUAAAACCAAACAUGUUGAUCACCAGAGUGUCAGUAAAGCCAAAAUGGUUAAAUACCUAUUAGAAAACAAUGCUGACCCCAACAUACAGGACAAAUCUGGGAAAACUGCUUUGAUGCACGCUUGCUUAGAAAAAGCUGGUCCUGAAGUUGUUUCCCUGCUCCUAAACAAUGGGGCUGAUCUCAGUCUGCAAGACCAUUCUAGUUAUUCAGCCCUUGUUUAUGCUAUAAAUUCAGAGGAUAGAGAAACCCUGAAAGUUCUACUUAGCGCUUGCAAGGCAAAAGGGAAAGAGGUCAUUAUCAUAACGACAGCGAAAUCCCCCUCUGGUAGGCACACUACCAAGCAGUACUUAAAUAUGCCUCCUGUAGAUAUAGAUGGGGGUCAUUCCCCAGCCUCCUGUGCCACUCCUUCAGAAAUAGACAUAAAAACAGCCUCAUUGCCACUUACACAUUCUUCUGAAACUGAAAUGACCUUUUUUGGCCUUAAAGGUCUGGAACUCUCAGGAAGUAGUGAUGAUACACAGGACCCAGGCUCCCCUGUGAGGAAGCCUGCUGUGGCCUCUAAUGGGCCCAAGCUACCCCAACCUCCAACCUGGAUCAAGAGUCCUCCCUUACUAAUGCACCAAAACAGGGUGGCCUCCUUGCAAGAGGAGCUCCAGGAUAUUACUCCAGAGGAAGAAUUAUCCUACAAAACCAAUGGGGUGGCACUUUCCAAGCGCUUCAUCACUAGGCACCAAAGUAUUGAUGUAAAAGACACGGCACAUUUAUUAAGAGCCUUUGAUCAGGCCAGCUCAAGAAAGAUGUCAUACGAUGAAAUAAAUCAUCAGGCAUUUUUUUCAGAAGGAAGCCAGCAAUGCACUGAAAUCCCUGCUGACCCAGAUCCUGACUCUAACCAGACAAUCUUUGCUUCCACCUUAAGAAGUAUAGUUCAAAAAAGAAACUCAGGGGCAAAUCACUACAGCUCUGAUUCCCAGCUCUCUGCUGGUCUUACCCCUACAACUUUAGAAGAUGGCAAAGCACUUAUAGGAAAGAAAAAGGUCUUCUCGCCAUCUCCUUCCUUGCUGUCAGGGCCUAGAGAAUUGCUGGAGAAUAUCUCACCAGGUCCCUUGAGCAGGAGAAAUCAUGCACUUUUAGAAAGGCGUGGGUCAGGAGCUUUCUCUUUAGAUCACAAUAUUACUCAAGCCAGACCAGGAUUUCUGCCACCCUUAAAUGUGAAUCCUCACCCUCCCAUUUCAGAUAUCAACACCAAUAAUAAGAUUUCCAGCCUCCUUUCUUGUGGUCAAAAAGUGCUUAUGCCAACAGUUCCUAUGUUCCCUAAGGAAUUCAAAAGCAAAAAAAUGUUGUUAAGGAGACAAUCAUUGCAAACAGAACAAAUUAAGCAAUUAGUAAAUUUUUAAGAGAUGCCUAGAAAGCACAUUUUGUUCAGUUGUCUACAUCAGAGAAAUAUAGAACCAGAGAAGAAAUCUCAAAUGUUCAUCCUUUUAAAUCUUGUAAUUGGUUAGUCCGUCAUUGUUAGGGGCAUCAAAAUAUACUGCAUAUCGUCCUAGGCACUGUGGACAUACAAAUAAUAUAUAGUUUCUACUAAGGAAAUUUAAACAAAAUUAAAGCUAUAUUUCUCAAAAUUUCUAAUAUAUAACAACCUUCAUGUGGCCCAAGUUUUUAAUUUAAACAAAAAUCAGUAAAAAAAAAGAAGGUCAAAUAUGUUGGAGAUGACUUUGAAAUUUUUUUCAGAUUUUUCAAGUAUUUUAUUAGGACACACUGCAUUCAAGUCAAUAAACGUUUUUAACAUUACAAGUCAAUAAAUGAUUGUAAUUUUCCAAGAUGCCAAAAGCAUUAAAAAAAAAAAAACAUGAAAGUGUUCUAUGAUCAAUAAGCCUGUACGGUAUAAGGAAAGAAUGAACUAAUUCUUAAAAAUGUUGAUUGCAAGUGUAUGAAAUCUAAUUAAAAUUUUAAAAGGCUAACCAUUAUAGUAUACUGGGCAGCUAAUAUUCAUGGAGUCAGCUUUAUCAAUGUCAAAUAACAGAUCGGAGUUUUAUAAGCUAGUAAUAAUCUAUGCUAAGUGUUAGUGUGUUGUUUUUUGCUUGGUUUUAUUUUGUCUUUAAUGUUAUCCCAUAAAUUCUUUCUUCAUAUCCUUUAAUUCCUGCUAUUAUUUCUCAAGUCUAUCUAUAGGUUCCCAAAAACAAGAAAAAGCAGAAGUUUAACAGCAUUCCUCUUUACUUAUAUCAGAUUAUUCUUGUCUUUCUACAGACAACAACAACAAAAAAAUGGGGUUUUAUCACAAAUAGAAACUAUGUGCUUGCUUCAUUUUAGAAAAGAAAAACUGAUUAUUAGAUUCUCUUAGGUUAGGUAAAAUUA